Messenger RNA from Notothenia coriiceps (black rockcod), 476 nucleotides. RefSeq names its product nephrocystin-3-like. The record is from RefSeq and is a predicted model, not a curated record. NCBI's taxonomy places the organism in Eukaryota, Metazoa, Chordata, Actinopteri, Perciformes, Nototheniidae. The annotation marks the transcript as partial. The transcript has 4 exons.
UGCUGUCCUCCUCAGUAUAUAGACCGUCUGAAUGACAUGAUAGCUGCUCCUCCUCCCACCCCUCCCCUGCUGGUGUCAGGUGGUCCGGGCUCAGGAAAGUCACUCCUGCUCUCCAAAUGGAUCGCGCAGCAGCAGAAGCAGUCUCCCAACACCUUGUUCCUUUAUCAUUUCGUCGGUCGCCCGCUUUCCACCAGCUCAGAGCCGGUGCUCAUCAUCAAACGCCUCACGGUCAAACUGCUGCAGCACUUCUGGUCCAUAUCCGGUCUGUCCAUGGAGCCCAGUAAGAUCUUAGAGGAGUUUCCCCGCUGGCUGGAACGAUUAUCAGCACGCCAUCAAGGAAACAUCAUCAUCAUCAUCGACUCCAUCGACCAAAUACAGCAAGCAGAGAGACACAUGAAGUGGCUGAUUGACCCUCUUCCUGUCAAUGUGAGAGUGGUGGUGUCUGUCAAUGUAGAGACGUGUCCUCAAGCGUGGAG